This is a messenger RNA of Alnus glutinosa, 1369 nucleotides long. RefSeq names its product small ribosomal subunit protein eS17x-like. Lineage: Eukaryota; Viridiplantae; Streptophyta; Magnoliopsida; Fagales; Betulaceae. The transcript has 4 exons. Gene Ontology annotation, biological process: translation. Gene Ontology annotation, molecular function: structural constituent of ribosome. The record is from RefSeq and is a predicted model, not a curated record. Gene Ontology annotation, cellular component: ribosome. The coding region runs from base 180 to 1115 and encodes 311 amino acids.
AUAUUCUUUUGCCCGACCCGAAAGACUCAAGCGCGGCUAAGCCCUAGUUUUUUCAAUCCCCCUCGCUUAUAUAUUAUUGCCUUCGCUUCCUCAUAAAUUCCACAUCUAUUUAGCAGCCGGCGCAGUGCUCCCUCCUGUCUCCUUAGCUUCUUCGUGUUUGGAACUGCUAAUUCUCUGAAAUGGGUCGUGUACGUACCAAGACUGUGAAGAAGUCCUCGCGCCAGGUAAUUGAGAGGUACUACUCUCGGAUGACGUUGGACUUCCACACCAACAAGAAGAUCUUGGAGGAGGUUGCCAUCAUCCCCUCAAAGCGGCUGCGUAACAAGAUUGCUGGAUUCUCUACCCAUCUGAUGAAGCGGAUCCAGAAGGGACCAGUGCGGGGCAUCUCAUUGAAGCUGCAAGAAGAAGAGCGUGAGCGUCGUAUGGACUUUGUACCAGACGAGUCUGCUAUUAAGAUCGAUGAGAUUAAGGUUGACAAGGAAACCCUUGACAUGCUUGCUGCCCUUGGCAUGUCUGAUAUUCCUGGGAUCGUUGAAGCUGAGCUACAGCCUGUGGUUUCUGCCCAGACAUUUGGUCGUGGUCCGGGUGGGGCUGGUGGAAAUAGGAGAAGAAGUAAGAAGCUAGGUGAUUGUAUCUUUAAUCAUUGCCUGUCUCCUUGCAGGAACUGCUACUUCUCUGAAAUGGGUCGUGUACGUACCAAGACUGUGAAGAAGUCCUCGCGCCAGGUGAUUGAGAGGUACUACUCUCGGAUGACCUUGGACUUCCACACCAACAAGAAGAUCUUGGAGGAGGUUGCCAUCAUCCCCUCAAAGCGGCUGCGUAACAAGAUUGCUGGAUUCUCUACCCAUCUGAUGAAGCGGAUUCAGAAGGGACCAGUGCGGGGCAUCUCAUUAAAGCUGCAAGAAGAAGAGCGUGAGCGUCGUAUGGACUUCGUGCCAGAUGAGUCUGCUAUUAAGAUUGAUGAAAUUAAGGUUGAUAAAGAAACCAUUGACAUGCUUGCUGCCCUUGGCAUGUCUGACAUUCCUGGGAUUGUUGAAGCUGAGCUACAGCCCGUGGUUUCUGCCCAGACAUUUGGUCGUGGUCCGGGUGGGGCUGGUGGAAAUAGGAGGUACUGAGGUAAUUUAGUCUUUGUGGGAAUUUAAGGACUAAUAUUGUAGCUGUUGUUGAGGCACUGAAUUCAUUUUGCUUUUAAUUUUAUUGUUUCAUACUGUCGACAAGGUAAACAGGUCUUGUUAGUUUUGGUUAAAUGUGUGUUUAGAUGUUUUUGACUUUGGAAGACGGUUCCCCUGGUUUAUUUGCUGGAGAGAUUCUGAGGCAUUUCUUGUUAUGAUUCAUGGUUAUAUGUGAUGUGAUUGGCUUUUGCUAUUAA